AUGGUAUGGUUGGAGAGUGAGCGUCCAAGUUCAACGUGAUAUUUUGAAACGGCAAUAUCAUGAAGAGUAGCAUCAAAGUCCAAUGUUUGCAGAUGGAAAUACUUGUUCAGUUCGUGAUACCAUUUCUGAUUUUUGGAACCUACAUCGCACUGACCGUCAAGAUACUGGCCAUGAAAAGAACUGUUCUCAACAAGUCGGAAAUUAUGAUUCUGAAGCAAGCCUUCUUCAUCUUCGCUUUCUUCCAAGUAAACACACUUAACUGCUGCUAGUCAUCUCAACCUUCAGAUAUCUUCUCUCGUUUUCAUUUUCUCCCAAACACUCACUUUCAACACAGCCACUGCUUUCAUCAUUAAACGAGUGAUAAACACGGUAAUCAUGAGAUAGAAAGAAUUUAGGAAAGAGAGAAAUUGAUUUGAAGACCGAGAUAUUCGCCGGAGCUGCCACACCCUGUUUCUUCUUUUUCACUUCGAAGGAUAUUCGGAAAUUGCUUUCAGCCAAAGUGUCAGCGUUAAGUUCACAAAGCAAUUCGCAGGUGCUGGUCAGAAGACAGACAUUGAGGUCAAUUUGA
Caenorhabditis sp. 36 PRJEB53466 is the source of this 568-nucleotide messenger RNA. The record is from the annotation of a GenBank genome assembly. NCBI's taxonomy places the organism in Eukaryota, Metazoa, Nematoda, Chromadorea, Rhabditida, Rhabditidae.